AUGGUAUUAAUAGUAAUUCUAAGCCUUUUCACAUUGGAAAUUUCAUCAGAAGUUGUAAUAACAAAAACAAUCACGGAUACAGCUACAAAAAAAUCAACAGGGCCGGAUGUAACAGUUACCGUUAUACCAAACACAACAAAUUCAAUGGACACUUAUAAUCCAACAAAUUUAAAUUCAACUACACCUUCAACACAUACACCACCAAUUGAAAGUCUUCUUGACAUGACACUCAGAGAUGUCAUAGAAAUAUUUAAAGAUGAAAUUUCACCUUUAUCAUUAUAUUCUUCUUCUACUUCACCACCACCUUCCUCACCAACGAGUUAUUAUUAUUCCUCUACACCUUCGUCAUCUACUUUAUCUCUAUCAUCAACUUUAUGCGGUGAAGAAGAUUACCAAAAAGAAGAUUUCAGGAAAGAAAGUUUUAAUCUGCCUCCUUCUGUUAGUGCAAAUGAUAUUUCUUUGUAG
Molecule: messenger RNA, 465 nt
Organism: Entrophospora sp. SA101
Lineage: Eukaryota; Fungi; Glomeromycota; Glomeromycetes; Entrophosporales; Entrophosporaceae
Source: the annotation of a GenBank genome assembly